UUGAUGCUUUAUGGUACACGCAUAUCUGAGAAUUGGUGCAAUAUAGUAAUUCUGUCUUAUACAAGGGAGUGUUGGGAGCCGGGUUCCGGGAGAUUUUUGUUAAGGAUACGAGCCAUUGGAGGCACAUUAUGAGCUGCUGGCCGUGACUCGGGAACACGUGGACUGGCCGUGAGCAACCAUGAGCGGGGCUGCUCUGGGGAUUGAGAUCGUCGUGGUGUUCUUCCUGGCGCUCUUCCUGCUCCACCGGUAUGGCGACUUCAGGAAGCAGCAGAAGAUGGUGCUGUUUGGCACGCUGCUGGCCUGGUACCUCUGCUUCCUCAUCGUCUUCAUCCUGCCGCUAGACGUCAGCACGACCAUUUACAAGCAGUGCAAGAACGAGACCGAGGCUCACUCUGCUGUGACACUACUGCUGGCCAACCAGACAGCUGGGAACGGCUCCAUCUCGCCCACGCCAAGUUUACAAAGGAAGGUGUGCACCAAGCCAUGGAGCUACAUACCGGAUGGCAUCAUGCCCAUUUUUUGGCGCGUUGUCUACUGGACGUCCCAGUGCCUGACCUGUGUGAGGCUUUUGCAGAAGGAGGUGCGUAAAGUGAGCGAAUCCAUUAAGUAUAACCAUCCCUUGAGAAAGUACAUUGACACUAUACUAAGAAAGUGCCCCACGGACUACCAGGAGAAGAUGGGUAGGAACAUGGACGACUAUGAAGAUUUUGAUGACAAGCAAAACACCUACCCAAGCGAGAAAAGCCUGACUAAGCUGCACAAGCAAGUGAUCUACGCUGUGCAGAGGCACAACCGCACGCAGGUGCAGUGGCAGAUCCUCCUGGAGCAGGCCUUCCACCUGGAGGACGUGGCCAAGAACGAGGCCAGCGCCACGCGCCAGUUUGUCAGGAGCUUCGCGCCCCAGGAGCCCGAGGGCUGGGUCUCCCGCUAUCUCUACACGCCAACUGUAGAGUGGUACUGGGAGUGCCAGCUGAAACAGUGGUUUUACCGGGCUCUGGCCAUCUUGCUCUCGGCGUUCUCUGUGGCGGUGGUUUGGUCCGAAUGCACCUUCUUCAGUACGCGCCCAGUCCUCUCUCUCUUCGCCGUCUUCAUCCAGCUGGCCGAGAGAACCUACAAUUACCUGUACAUCGAGAUGGCUUGUUUUAUCACCAUCUUCUUCCUGUGCACCUGUGUGUAUUCCACCGUGUUUUGGAUCCGAGUCUUCAACUACUACUACCUGGCUUCUCACCACCAGACCGACGCCUACAGCCUGCAGUUCAGUGGAAUGCUGUUCUGUCGCUUGACACCUCCCCUGUGCCUGAACUUCCUGGGUUUGAUCCACUUAGACUCGACCAUUUCCCAUCAGAAGAAGGAACAGACCGCCUACACCUCUAUCAUGGGUUCAAUGCGGGUGCUGUCCUUCAUUGCAGAUGGCUUCUACAUCUACUACCCUAUGCUGAUAGUCAUCCUCUGCAUCGCGACCUACUUCAGCCUUGGGACCCGCUGUUUGAACUUACUGGGGUUCCAGCAAUUCAUGGGAGACAAUGACAUGACCUCUGACCUCAUAGAUGAAGGAAAAGAGCUCAUCAGGAGAGAGAAGAGAAAGCGCCAAAGAAUUGAAGAUGGGGAGAACAGAAGAAGGGAAUUGAAGGAUCGCUAUGGAAACCCGAGAGAGGACUAUACCCGCAACAGGAAUGUUAAUUCAGAGCUGAAAGAGACGAAUUUCUCGGACUCGACCAACGUCAGUUCAAGCAGACAAGCCAUGAAGUACACCAGGUCCAGCGGCCGGCCUGACAGGGACCGCGUGGAGCUGCUGCAGGAUGCAGAGCCCCUGGACUUCAACGCGGAGACCUUCUCCGAUGACCCGCUGGAGGCCGAGCCCGGGAGGCACCCUCCUGGGGGAAGGUAUUUGUCAAUGUCCCGAAGUCGGAUCUUCGACGACGUGUGAACCAGGCAAGAGGGAGAGGUGCAGUUUGGCCGAGAUCCUCCUGCACAGAUCAUGUCUCUGAUCUAGCUUCCUGGGCCUCUUCACCCAGACACAUGCCGGACAUUCAACCCAACACCAGGCCUGACAACCAGACAAUAAGGUUUGCUUGUCUGUGAAUGUAGCACAUUACCUCUCGUGUUCAACUGGCAGUUCUGUAUCAUGGCUUCUCGUGGCUCAGUGUGGACUGUAGACAUUGCGUAUGCCCAUCUGCAAAUCCACUUGGAGUGGCUGCAAGCCUGGAGCUUUUUAUAACACGAGUCCUUUUCUUUUUUUUUCCUGUAUCAGAAUGUGACUUUUUUCAGUAAACCAGAGAUCAGGCAGGCACAAGCUGGCCGCUGGCCCCUGGCCCCAUCCUCCAAGCCUGUUCUGUCUCUUUGCAAACUGUUCUCACAGCUGGUCUUGCUUCUAUAUGGAUAAUGUGCUGCUCCCUCUAUGGUUCUUCUUUUAAAAACAAAAAUGGGCCACAGCAUGCAUCAAUGUCAUUUUCCAAAAUUACCAAUAGCUUUGGGUUCCCAUGUCUUUCUGGCCAGGGCAGAACAGUUAUGAUAAGGCAGCAAAACACACCAGGAGAAGUGAAACAUGCUCCUGCAUUACUGAUCGACUGAUGACAUCAUGUGAUCCGAUGUGUCUCUACCUUUUUUGGAUUUGGUGAAAGGAAGACAUACUGUACUGUGCUUAACUUUUAAGUAAUCAAGUUUUAUGUCAGAAAACCCUUGUGUACACAGUUUUAAUUAGUAUUGUGUACUUGCCUCCGACAUACUAUGUUACAUGUGUCCAGAAUAGAAAUACAUGCUGGCUUGCCUGCACAUGCUGUUGGCGCUCCUCCAGUCCUUCAGUCUGCUGCAGGAACAGUGUGAGGGGCUAAGGGCUGGUGGCACUUUGAGAAAAUGGCUUGUUUACUGACCUUCAUUACCUUACAACUGAUCACACACUAAAACACGGCACCUCUGUAACAAAGCUCUUUUUACCAUUACAAACAAAGCAAGAAAACCUUUCUUGUGUUUAUUUCUGAACUGUACAUACAAAACCUUGUAGCUGUGUCUGAAGUGUUAACAGGUUAUUGCAUAAUCACUGUAAGUAAAAAGUACACUGAAUUGUACAUAGAGGAUUUUUUUGUGUACGUGUAAAAUCGCAUUAUUGCCACAUUUGGUGUAUUUAAAGGUGUUUGUUUAUGGCCUUGAAAUGUUUUUAUUUCAAGAAAGGUUUCUCUUAAUUUAUGGAAAUCACUACAAGCUGAAGUACCGCACUCAUGUGAAAAGUUCUUUUUCUGCUUUAAAGGGGUAUAUGGCUUUGGGCACCGCAGUCAGUGUGAUCAGAUCCAUAUUACAAAGGACGUAGUGUUCCCAGAUUUGCAUCAGGCUACAUUGUUUGGAAGUGAAAAACGUGUGUUUUUGUUGUCCUGAAAUUUUGGUGCUGGGGCUACCUUUCUCAGGAUCAUAAGUAAUGAUAUCGUUUGUCACGAAAAAACUGCUUUACUGCUUUUUGCCUCUGUUCGUUGUCUGGCAUAAAUUAUGACAUGACUGUGCCUGAUCCUAACUGUGUGGCGUUUCCUAACAGUGAUGAGAGAUGCUCAGAGAUGGUCAUACCCAACCACACUCUAGAUGGGCUGUGCUCACUGAGGACGGAAUUCCUCAGGGUACAAGUCACCAAUUUUCACUCAACACUGCUCCUCACAGGUACUGAAAGAUACAUAGGAAUAACUUUUAUUACUCUGUUAAUGACUUCGUCCUGGUGAAGAGUUUUUUCUGUCUCUGUUUUGAAGAAGUCAGUGAGUGUUAACUGCAGUUUCUUAGCUACUGCUGUAGACUGAUAUUUAACGUUUUUGAGGGGUUUCAGUUGUGUGAAUACUGUCUCUUCAUUCCCUUGCUGCCUAAUUAUUUUUACUUUUUCACAUUAUUUUGCCCAGGUUGUGCUUUUAAGUUCAAGCCAGUCAUCCAGUUAUCUGUAAAGUGUUGUUCCUGAGAUGUGAACUAGCUCUCGAAUAUCCCCCCGCUUCUGCAUAAGAAAUGAGACUUAAAAAACAGUCUUUGUCUAAAUUAGCAAUACUUUCUCUCUCAUGUGCAGUGUCUUAAUCUUAAGUUGUGAUAACUCAUUCUUUUCAACAGUGUUAUGUUACACUGAUUCUUGUUCACUGUCCUCUAUUUAAAUUCUCAGUUCUGUCCAGUAUAACAUUAACCUGCAGAGUGCCAAAGUUUUCGUUUAUGUUUUAUUCUUAGGGUAGCUGAAGAAGUGACCUUUUUAGACAUGAGCGCCAUCCUGCCAUUGAGCAAUAAGGUUAUAAUAUCCAUCAAGAUUUUACAUCUUUACAAAUCAGUAUGAUAUGAUCAUGACUGAUGUAUGUAUUUUAUAAUUAUUUUAAAAAUAAGUAGUCUCUGUACACUGCAGUUCAGACAGCUUUGUUUUAAUUCAUUUUACUGUCUGGGUUCCCACCAUCAUUAAACUGAAAAGAUAAAAGUAAUCGGUUCUAAAUGAAUUUGUAGUAGACAAUGUGAUUGUGCAAAAGUAUUGACAUGUCUUUCUCUCCUGUAAAUGUAGCCAAAAUGUGCUUUGGUUAUGGACCAGUUGAUACUUAAAUACAUACUGGAUAUGCAUAAAAGCCAAGCUCUUCUCUAAAAACGUCAUUCAUUAGUUUAUAAAAGGUAAAAAAGAAACUGGAUUCUGUAGUGAAUCAAUAAUGUGGACAUACUGAAAAAAGAAAACUUUCACAUUGGGGAACAAUUUCUUCAGGUGAAGUGCAAUGUUUGUGAUGGUGUAUAUGAUUUUACUGUAGUUUUAGCUUUUUACAAGAAGCCCACUACCCAAUAAAACCACCCUUUAAUGCAAGUUCUUCCUUAAACGUAAAAGUAGAUCAGAUUUAGGAUUAAGGGUCUAACUUAAUUUAAUCUUAACUUAAUAGGAUCUAACUUUUUAGGAUUAAUUGUGUUGUGUGUUAAUUGCAAAUAUGUUAACGACCCCAGGUGUACAUAAAAUAAGCUCUUCAAAAGUGUUUGUAAUUUCUGUCUGAUUCUGACUCUAAAGAGUGAAGAUCUGCUUUUGGAGAAAGAAGGUUCCAAACGAGAGGAGGCCUGACUGGCUCAUUUGGUAAUAGUAUGACUGGCACACGUACUAAUCCCCCUGUCUUGUAUUGAGUAUACAGUGCAGUGUAGGUGCUCUGAUGUCGUAGAGUUUGGCUAUUUUAUUUCUCCUGUGCUGUAUUUCUUCCCUCGGUUAGCUUCUGCUUUGAUCAUUUCCACAUUCAGGGUUCUAGAAAAGCGAUGCUCCUUUAAAGGCUUAAAAAAUCAAAUAACAUAAAAUCAAACCAGUCAUUUUCUAUUUAGCCUCUGGUCCUGUAUUUUAAAACUAGCUGAAAUUCCCUUCGUGUAAAAUAUGAUAAUAUCCUCAUGUAGUUUGCUUUGCCUUGCACACAUGUGUGCUGUAGGCUCUUUGCAGCAUUGUGUAACCCAGGUGAAAGGUCAAGUGCUGGUCAGAUUGCAAUCUUGGACUGGUAAGGGGAACAAAGCAUAAGGGUUUUUGGAACCCUUUGCAUGAGAAUUCCGCUGAUAUCUUCUAAAGAGUGAACUAAAAUGGUUCUCUAAAGAGGCCUGUGAAAAGGAACAUGAUUUUCUUUUGGCUAGAGAUCCAAAUCCCAGUGAUCCUCACUCUUGGUUCUGUCGAGCAAAAGGUGUUUUGUUUUUCAUUCUACCUGAGCUCUUAAUAGCUUAACUGGAUCACUUGUUAAUUUCACUGGUUUUACUUACAGUAUGUCUUUCAUCAUUAAGGAGUUUGUGUUCCCCAGCAAACGUGUAGAGCUCUGUCUCCCCAAAAACAGGAGUGUGGACCAGUGAUAAACUUUAAAUUGUUUGGAAGCAAAAAUGUUUCCAGCAGCUCAGUGUAAACUGUCAAUAUGUAAUGAUGAUACUGACAGGUAAAUAAUAGGUUCUUGUUCUUGGUGUAAAAUGCACUUAUUUAUUUUCCCGGGGAUUUCUUUAAACAUUCUCAUGCCGCAGAAAUACUUUCCUUGCACUUAAAAUACGCUGAAGUGUCUCUGAACCAUAUAUUUCUGUAAAUUGUAUGAAGGAUGAAUUUAGAACAGAAAUAUAUAAAGCAGUUUUUUUUUCGUAGUGCACGAAUGUACAUUUUUCUAAUAACCAUGUGUUCUGUUCAUGGAAUCCAUAAUUUAUUAUUACCAUCUUGUUUUGAUUCUCUGUAUAUCUAAACUAUGACGAACUGUAGUGACGUGCACAAAUUAAAUUGGCAUCUAUUUGAAA
Molecule: messenger RNA, 6213 nt
Organism: Lepisosteus oculatus (spotted gar)
Lineage: Eukaryota; Metazoa; Chordata; Actinopteri; Semionotiformes; Lepisosteidae
Source: RefSeq, a predicted model, not a curated record